Ananas comosus (pineapple) is the source of this 975-nucleotide messenger RNA. RefSeq names its product cysteine-rich repeat secretory protein 38-like. The transcript has a single exon. The coding region runs from base 1 to 975 and encodes 324 amino acids. The record is from RefSeq and is a predicted model, not a curated record. NCBI's taxonomy places the organism in Eukaryota, Viridiplantae, Streptophyta, Magnoliopsida, Poales, Bromeliaceae.
AUGAGCACCCUUCCCUCCCGGAAACUCCUCCUAUCUCUGCACCUCAUCUCGCUACUCUGCCUUCCCCUCUUGCCGCACGGCCAAAUCUGCGGCAACACCGGCGGUAACUACACGACCGGCAGCCCCUACGAGUCCAACCUCCACCACCUUCUGGCUUCUCUCGCCUCCGCAGCCCCUGCCUCCGAUGGCUUCUCCGCCGCUGCCGCAGGCGAGUCUUCUGACCGAGUGUUCGGCGUCGCCCAGUGCCGCGGCGACGUCAACGCCACCGACUGCCGCGCCUGCCUCGGUACCGCUUCCGCCGGCAUCCUGCAGCGCUGCCCACACAGCAGAACGGCCGAAAUCUUCAUGGACCAGUACUGCCUGCUCAAGUACUCCGACCGGAACUUCACCUCCUUCCCCGAGACCUCGGAGCAGACGUUCGCGUGGAACAACAACAACGCGACAUUCCCGGAUUACGCCGAGGACGCCACCGGCUACAACUUCGUCAACCAGGUGCUGGACACGCUGCUGAGCAGCAUCGCCGAUGCAGCCGCGUCGAGCUCGAACUCCGUCAAGCUGUUCGCGACCGGCGAGCUGAGCACCACGAAGGGUUUUCCAACGACAUACGGGCUGGCGCAGUGCCUCCCGCACAUCGGGGGCUCGGAGUGCCGCCAGUGCCUCCAGGGGCUCGUCAAUGAGACACUGAAGUUGUUCGACGGGCGGCAAGGCGGCCAAUUUCUCGUCGGCUGGUGCUAUUUAAGGUACGAAGUGUACUUGUUCUACUACGGGAAGCCGACGAUAAGCCUGUUUUCUUUUGCACCGGUGAACCUGCCCAGCUCGCCGCAGCCUCCCGGCCCUCCGCAAAUUCCAACUAAAAGUGAGGAACUGCACUCUUUAUGCCAUUCUCAUCUGUAUAUGCUAUACAUAAAUAGUGUACAUCUUACAGCCAUGCACUCUUUAUGUCAUUUUCAUCUAAAAAUAUGGUGGACAUCUUAA